Molecule: messenger RNA, 1342 nt
Organism: Macroventuria anomochaeta
Lineage: Eukaryota; Fungi; Ascomycota; Dothideomycetes; Pleosporales; Didymellaceae
Product: LigB subunit of an aromatic-ring-opening dioxygenase LigAB
Exons: 1
Coding region: 414-1286 (290 amino acids)
Molecular function (GO): oxidoreductase activity, acting on single donors with incorporation of molecular oxygen; zinc ion binding; ferrous iron binding
Source: RefSeq, a predicted model, not a curated record
GAUAGCGAGGUGGAGGAGAAUCUGGGGAAAGCUGGAUUGUGGGGAGUGUUCGAGCCAAAUCAUGCACGGCACAGUGCGGGAACGGAAUGCGACCCAAGCCGAGCGCGGCUCCUCCACAACCCGAAUACCUGCUUGUCUUCGACAAUCACUCAGCUUCCGGUUGAAGAUGAGACCGACCACCAAGCUUGCGCAUCAAUUUGGCUCUCAAAUCCGUCCUGAUUUCAGCGGACAAAUACAACGCACCCGGCAAUUGCGUGAUAGCCAACGUUGCCACUUUCAGCGUCAACUUGAUCCAUCCUAGCCUCCGCUGAAUCUAACAGCAUUCCAUCAGAUACGUGUUCGAAACGAGAAGCUAUCAUCAAGAAGUCUUUUCAGUAUAGACUGAGCUCUUGACUGGCACCAAACUCUUCAAUAUGACGGUCCCACCAGUCCACUUCUUCUCCCACGGUUCGACCAUGAUGCUGGGAGAAGAAUCGCGCUCCGCAGAUUACUGGAAAGCCUGCGGCGACGAAGCCCUCCACCACGGCAUCAAAGGGAUCAUCAUGAUGGGCGCACAUUGGGAUGCACGAGGCGUAAACCGGAUCGACGUAUCCAUGAACCCGAAGCCCAAUAAAUCACCCGUCGCCUACGUCCACCCGAGCAAAUACGUCGACUACGAGCUCAACCCUGAUCUCGCCACAGGCAAGAAAUGCAUCGCAGCACUACGAGAAAAGGGUAUCGAUGCCCGACCAAACGACAAGUUUGAUUGGAUCCACGACACAUAUCUCAUCCUGAUCCGGAUGUUCCCCUCCAAGUGCCCGCCGACAACAAUCAUCAGCAUGAACGGACGCUUCGAUCCCCACCUCCAUGCACGAGUUGGAAGCAUCCUCGCCCCCUUUCGCGAAGAAGGGUACCUCAUCAUCGGCACUGGCGGCGCAGUGCACAACCUCUACCGCAACCACUGGGGCCAGAUGCUCAAAUACUCUGACAACCUCGCUCAGCCAUACCCACCGGAAGCACCCAUGCUUGAGUUCCGACAGAGCGUUGAGGAUGUUUUUGUCAGGAGUUGCAGGAAAGGAGCGCCGAAAGGUGCUGUGACGAGAGGCAUCACGAGGCUGAUGAAGCACCCGAUGUUUAGGGAUGCGCAUGCGACGGAUGAUCAUUAUAUGGCGGCGUGCUUUGUUGCAGGAGUGGUGGAUGCGAGUCCAAGAAGUGGGGAGGAGUGUGUGUUGGGGGCUGAAGAUUGGGAGUUGGUGAAUAUGUGUAAUAGCCAGUUUACGGUUGGGAGGUGGGCGCAGAAGGCUUGAUUUGUUCAGUGCAUUUGGCGUUCGUCUGUAUAGCAAUACCACAUGUCAAAUUUCAC